AUGUGUCACGAGGAUCUGAUCCCGUACUACUUCACGGUGCUAAAGCAAGCUAAGAAGUUCAAAGGUUUCUUCAUUAUAUAUAUUCCACGAGCUCAAAAUGCUUAUGCAGAUGCUUUAGCCUCAUUGGUGAUCUCAUUAGCAUUGCUCCCAGGGGCUGAAACAAUGAUUCCUGUCACCGAAAGCGAAUUAUAUUAUUCAAAGCUUCCUAUAGAAGAAAGUUCAGACAAGACAAUGACAGGAGAAGUUUGCACAACCUCCAUGGAGCUUGAAUUUAGGGAUUGGCGAUUCCCGUACAUCGACUAUGUCGUGUAUGGAAUUUUGCCCGACAAUUCCAAGAAAGCGGCCGCGAUCAAACGAAAGGCCCUCAUAUUCUAUUACGAUGCAGUUUCUCAAAUCUUGUAUCAUAAAUUACAUGACGGAGUUUUGCUUCGAUGCUUCUCACGAAAGGAAGCAAAAAAGGCCUUCAAGGAAGCUCACAACGGAAUGUGCGGAGCUCAUAAACCCGGGGCUAAGUUGGGAGAUCGCUUCCGAAGAAUUAGCUAUUAUUAG
Asparagus officinalis (garden asparagus) is the source of this 549-nucleotide messenger RNA. RefSeq lists its product as uncharacterized. The record is from RefSeq and is a predicted model, not a curated record. Bases 1 to 549 code for a protein of 182 amino acids. The transcript has a single exon. NCBI's taxonomy places the organism in Eukaryota, Viridiplantae, Streptophyta, Magnoliopsida, Asparagales, Asparagaceae.